Molecule: messenger RNA, 1457 nt
Organism: Gossypium raimondii (Peruvian cotton)
Lineage: Eukaryota; Viridiplantae; Streptophyta; Magnoliopsida; Malvales; Malvaceae
Exons: 4
Coding region: 136-993 (285 amino acids)
Source: RefSeq, a predicted model, not a curated record
UGUUUGGUUCAGUGUAAUAGGUAAUCCAUUACGCCCCGAUUACGCGCCUAUUACAUUACCUACCUAUUCUGGCGUUUGGUUCGCUGUAAUCGGUAUUACGCGCCUAUUACAAUACCGACCUAAUCCCCAAAUUCAAUGCUUUUCUAUUCCCUUCCUAAAUCGAGGAUUACCCUAUUACGUCCGGCUUCCCUUCCCAAGUCUCUGUUUUACCCUCCCUCCCUACCCGAAAUCGACCUCCACCCUCUCCUUUUUCUAUCCUCAUCAUUUCCCCUCCCAUUCCCACUGCUUCAAUUUUUCUCUCGGUCUCGGCGUUUGGUUUUUGAGGUUUUUUGUUCCAACACUUCUUCAUCGCAGUCGUCCCCGAUUUGCUCAUUACAGAUAAUUAUGUCAGGUGUUCCACAAUCAUAUGCUUCUUCUCAAGCUUCUCGAGGAACCAAAAUAAAAUGGGUUCCAGAAGAAGAUGCAGCCUUGGUUUCUUGCAUGGUGGACUUGCACAAUGUUAGAACAUUCAAUGCUGAUACCGGGUUCAAAGCCGGUUAUUUGAACGAGUUGGAAAAAAUGCUAGAAAAGGCUUUACCAAAUGCAAUGUUGAAGGCGAAACCAAAUAUUGAAUCGAGGAUUAGGUUACUAAAAAGGGAAUGGUCAAUCGUCUAUGACAUGCUUAAUGACCAAAAAAAUAGCGGUUUUGGUUGGGACGAGCAUAGGCAGCUCGUUGUUGCUGAAGAUGCAGUUUGGGACUCCUAUUUAAAGAGUCACAAAGAAGCCGCUCAAUUUAGACAUCGUACUUUCCCUUACUACGACCAGCUAACUGCCAUAUACGCAAGAGAUCAAGCGACUGGGAAAGAUGCUCAAUCAGCUGCUGAUGUUCUUCAAGAAAUAAAUACUGAGGAUGUAUCUACUACAGAUAUGAAUGAAGAGAGAAACACAUUCUAUGACUGCGAAGCUGACGUCUCUUUGGACGACAUGGAUGUUUCUGGUACGAAGCCGCAAUGAGAUAGAGACCAAGGGGGUUCCUCAUCUUCAAACAAGAGAAAGAAGAAAUCUGAUGCUCGUGAUAAUAUGUAUUCUUCAUUUGAUGAGGCUGCCACUUUAUUGGCCGAAAACAUCAAGGCCGUUGGCGAUCAAAUCAGUAGGAGUAUUACCUCCGAGGUGGUAGUUCAGCAGAAGUUAGAAGAAUAUCAAAAGAUGGAAGAGAAAGCUUCAAAUUUAUAUUCAACCUUAUGGGAAAUUGAAAGUUUAACCGACGAUCAGCGGUAUGAAGCUUUGAGUAAAAUUCCAGAUCAUCCAACUCAAAUGAUCGUUUUCUUUAGUUUACCUUCUGUUGCGCAAUUGGAAUGGGUCAGAAGAUUUCUUUCUCACCAUUAAAAAUCAAUGUUCAAACUUUUUGGUGUUGUAAAACUAUAUAACAUAUGGAUUAUGAUGUAGAAUUUCAUUUUCAUCUAACAUUUUCUUAAUAU